AUGGCCCAACCAGACGCAAUGGCUACCGGCGAUGAUGUUAUCAACUCUUACCACCUUCCGCGGCCGCUUCCGCUGUGGCUCAACUCCAACUGCGCAAAGCACAUCGUCAAGGGAAACUUUAUGACCCUGAGCGCGCGGCCAAAGACAGUUGAGCAAGGAGAGUGGCUAGCUCAUCAGGUUGUCGAGCACUAUCGUAACCUUUGGAAUUUCGUCCAGGUAGUUCACGCAAAGGAGGAGACGGGGAACACCAUCUGCAAUCCGACUUCUUGUCCUCGAAUGUCUGCUGGAGCAAACCACUCUUUCACUUGGCUCAAUAGCCGACGUGAGCCAGUCGAAUUACCGGCUCAUGAAUACAUGACCCUUAUGCAGCGAUGGAUCGCCGGAAAGGUGGAUGAUACCGCCAUCUUUCCAACUGAUCCUGCGGGCGUCUCUUAUUCUCACAACCCCGCCAUGUCUUCAACUCCGCUGUCUCAGCUUGCCGGAGAGAGCGACUGGAUUGGCAAGCGAUCUGGAUUCCCAGAAAAGUUCCUUGACAUUUGCCAGAUGAUAUUCCGCCAAAUGUUCCGAGUGUAUGCUCAUCUCUACUGGGCACACUUUUCAGAACCUUACUACCACCUCAACUUGGAGAAGCAGUUGAACAGCUGCUUCUCACACUUUCUGCUAACGGCCACGGCGCUGGAUAUGCUGGGCAAGCAGGACCUGGAGCCGAUGCAGCCUCUGAUCGACCUCUGGGCGGCCAAUGGGACGUUCCCUCCAGAGUCCAAGGUUUAUGAGUUUGCCAACCUUCAAGCUGGCGAGCGAUUGAUUCAACUUGCAGGCGUUGUUUAA
Messenger RNA from Trichoderma gamsii, 828 nucleotides. Its product is annotated as Mob1/phocein family protein. The record is from RefSeq and is a predicted model, not a curated record. Gene Ontology annotation, biological process: cell division; positive regulation of protein phosphorylation; signal transduction. The transcript has 3 exons. Gene Ontology annotation, molecular function: protein kinase activator activity. Bases 1 to 828 code for a protein of 275 amino acids. NCBI's taxonomy places the organism in Eukaryota, Fungi, Ascomycota, Sordariomycetes, Hypocreales, Hypocreaceae. Gene Ontology annotation, cellular component: cytoplasm; nucleus.